Molecule: messenger RNA, 1530 nt
Organism: Acanthosepion pharaonis
Lineage: Eukaryota; Metazoa; Mollusca; Cephalopoda; Sepiida; Sepiidae
Source: the annotation of a GenBank genome assembly
AUGAUCUUUACCAAACGGUGUUGCCAUUAUUCUUUUGCUAACUACUUGUAUCUCCCAGAUUCCUUUCCAAUGAGCAGUCAGCAUCUCAAUCAAAGGGAUGAUGAUGAUGAUGAUGAUAUCUAUCUAUCUAUCUAUCUAUCUAUCUAUCUAUCUAUCUAUCUAUCUAUCUGUGUCUGUCUAGUAUCUAUCUAUCUAUCAUUACGAGACGCGGUAGCCUCGAACCACCCUUAUCCCCUUCAUGAUGAUGAUGAUGAUAUCUAUCUAUCUAUCUAUCUAUCUAUCUAUCUAUCCGUUGAUUUGGUCAUAAAUCGAACUUUUACUUUUAUUAUCUUUUUUUUCUCUCAUCCUCCUUUUAUUCAAUCCGUUUUUAUUCCUUUGUCAACGUUUCUUUCAAUAUGUACACGCUUUCUUUUUUUUUUUUCUCUCUUUCUUUUUUUCUUUCUUUCUUUUUUUUCUCUCUUUCUUUUUAUCUAUUAUCUCUUCUUUGAAACGUUCCACCUUCUUUCCAUUAAUCAUGUCUUCUUACGUUCUUUCUUUUUUUCUUUCUUUCUCUUUUUCUUUCUUUCUUUCUUUUUUUCUUUCUUUCGUUUGCCUUUCUUUCUUAAAGAAUUCUUUCCUGUAUAUCCUUUCCCUUUCUUUCUUUUUCUCUGCCGUCUUCUUUCACACACUCUUUCUUUCUUUCUUUCUUUCUUUCUUUCUUUCUUUCUUUCUUUCUUUCUUUCUUCAAUUUUUCGUUUCAAUAUUUUUACAUUCUUUCUCUCUUUCUUUUUCUCUCGCACACUCUUUCUUUCUUUCUUUCUUUCUUUCUUUCUUUCUUUCUUUCUUUCUUUCUUUCUUUCAGUCAUUCCUUUUCGUCUUUUUCCUACACUUUUCCGAUCAAUAUUUCCACUUUUCUUUCUUUCACUUGUCCUUUUUUUUCACUUUUUCAAUUUUCCUUCCAUUUUACACUUCUUAAUAUUAUUUCCGCUCCUUCAUUCCUUCCUUCCUUCCUUCCUUCCUUCCUUCCUUCCUUCCUUCCUUUCCUUCUUUCUUUCUUUCUUUUUCUUUCUUUUUUCUUUCUUUAACCUCUCUUUCUUCCACUUUCCUUUCAAUAUUUUGGCAUUCUGUUUCUUUCUUUCUUUCUUUCUUUCUUUCUCUCUUUCUUUUUCUCUUUCUUCCAAUUUUAUUUUCAGUAUCUUCAGUUUUUUUCUUUCGUUUACCUUUCGUUUCCAUAUUUCUUUUUUUUUUUCUUUCUUUGUGCUAUUAUUUAUCUUUUACUCUUCUUUACAUUAUUCACACUCUUUCGUAACUCUUUUUUCUCUUUCAUUCAUCGCUGCUGUAACCCCUUCUAAAUCAGAGCUUUAUUUUUCUUUCUUUCUUUCUUUAACUUUCAUUGCUUACUCUUUCUUUCUUUCUCUCUUUCUUUCUUUAACUUUCAUUGCUUACUCUUUCUUUCUUUCUCUCUUUCUUUCUUUAACUUUCAUUGCUUACUCUUUCUUUCUUUCUUUCUUUAACUUUCAUUGCUUACUCUUUCUUUCUUUCUUUCUUUAA